Zingiber officinale is the source of this 432-nucleotide messenger RNA. RefSeq names its product B3 domain-containing protein Os04g0581400-like. The record is from RefSeq and is a predicted model, not a curated record. NCBI's taxonomy places the organism in Eukaryota, Viridiplantae, Streptophyta, Magnoliopsida, Zingiberales, Zingiberaceae. Gene Ontology annotation, molecular function: DNA-binding transcription factor activity; DNA binding. The transcript has a single exon. The coding region runs from base 1 to 432 and encodes 143 amino acids.
AUGGAGGCAUUUAGAGUGGUGCUACAACCUACACCAUCCUCCUCCUCUUCUUCUCCCUCCUUGGCGUCUUCUCUGUGGAGGCCUGAAUUAGGCACCGUGGUGGCAGCAGAUGGCAGCAACGGGCGGAGGGAGCACAUGUUCGACAAGGUGGUGACUCCGAGUGACGUCGGGAAGCUGAACAGGCUGGUGAUCCCCAAGCAGUUCGCCGAGAGGUUCUUCCCGUUGGAGCCAGAUAUGGCCGACAAGGGGGUGUUGCUCUGCUUCGAGGAUGCCGCCGGCGAGCAGUGGAGCUUCCGAUACUCCUACUGGCACAGCAGCCAGAGCUACGUGAUGACCAAGGGAUGGAGCCGCUUCGUGAAGGAGAAACACCUCCACGCCGGGGACACCGUCUCCUUCCUCCGCGCCCCCACGGUGCAGCCGCCUCUUCAUUGA